AUGGCGGAUCCGUGGCGCGGAGCGGAGCCGCUGUGGCGGACGCCGCCCGGCCGCCUGGCCCCGCCGCACGUCUACCGCAUGGCGGGGGCGCUGGGCGCCGAGCUCCGUCGCCUCUCCGCCCGCUUCGGGCCUGAGGCCGUGGCCGGCCUGGUGCCGCCCGUGCUGCGUCUGCUGGAGCUGCUGGAGGCGCUGGUGGCUCCGGUGGCAAGCGCCGAGGGGGAGGCGGCGACACCGGCAGCGCCGGCCGGCCGUCAGGAGGCGGAGGACCCAGAGCAGAGGCUGUGGGAGGCUGAGCGCCGGGAGCGAUCCCUGCAGGGCCGCCUGGCUUGCCUGGAAGAGCAGAACCAGCAGCUCCUGGGGCAGCUUGCAGAGAGCCAGUCCCAGGAAGGUGGGUGUCCCAGGAAGGUGGGGGUCCCAGUAAACACAAAGGCCCUCUUGGUCUGCAAACCACAGAGACCCCAAACCACCAGAGCACCCCCCAGGAGGGAGCGGGAGGUGAUGCUGCGGCUGAAGGAGGUGGUGGACAAGCAGAGGGAUGAGCUUCGUGCCCAGGCCCAUGAGAUCGUUUGCAAGAGCAGAGACACAGAGGCACUGCAGGAGCAACUGCAUCGCUUCAUGGCCAUGAAUGAGGAUCUGCGUCACAAGGUGGCCGUGGUGCAGGCUCAGCUCAAGAGUGCCCUGGAGAAGAAGUCAGACCUGGAAGCUGCAAUGCUGCAAACCCAGAAGGAAAUGAGCAAGAGGAGCAGGGCUACCUCUGAGAGCCAGUGCCCAAAGCCCAGCCUGGAAGGAGCACCGUCACCCGCAGAGGAGCCGCAGCACCGGGAUGGGGAUGUGGGCAAGGACCCUGCUCACUGCUGCUUCUCCAAGGAAGACCUGCAGCAGAUCCUGCAGGAGCGGAACGAGCUCAAGACCAACCUGUUCCUGGUGCAGGAGGAGCUGGCCUAUUACCAACGGGAGCUGCUGAACGAAGAGAGAGUUCCCAGCUUCUUCUUGGAUGCAAUGAAGUCAACCAUCAAAAGACAGAGAAAAAAAAUCAGAGCCAAAAUGCUGGGAACGGUGGAGGAGCCGGCGAGCAGCGAUGAAGAAGAGGGCUCCUGGCUCCCAGCUCAUGGCACAGACUCUGUGGAUGCUCAGCCUCCUGAAUCCAAAAUUAGGAGCUUUUUUGGGCUGUGGUAUCAGGGCAGCAGCAAAGACCCCCCCACAUCCAGCUGUGCCGGAGCCUGGGAAAUCAUUGACUCCCUGGACACACAGCUGGAGCCCGAGGGAGAGAGUGAGCCAGCAGCCAGCUCCCUGGACAGAGCCACCCUGCACUGCUGAC
Molecule: messenger RNA, 1318 nt
Organism: Indicator indicator
Lineage: Eukaryota; Metazoa; Chordata; Aves; Piciformes; Indicatoridae
Gene: RILP
Product: Rab interacting lysosomal protein
Exons: 9
Coding region: 1-1317 (438 amino acids)
Biological process (GO): cilium assembly
Cellular component (GO): ciliary basal body; cytoplasm
Molecular function (GO): protein dimerization activity
Source: RefSeq, a predicted model, not a curated record